AUGGCGACCAGACAAGUACUCAUCCGCCCCCUGCUGCUCCCCGCCUUCAUCUACGCUCUAGGUGGCAUGCCAGUCAUCUGGGACCAGGACAUCUUUUUCAUCGAGGAGUCGCCUCGGUGGCUGUUGCUGGUGAACCGUCGCGAGGAGGCCAUGGCGGGACUGUCUAGGCUGCGAGGUCUGCCCGUCGACGAUCCGCGCGUGCAACACGAGAUUGUAGAGAAUGAGGAGGAUAUUGACCGAACGGCCGAGGAGGUGAGCAAUGCGAGUUUCUGGAUCAUUGCCAAGGAGACUUUUACCAAGUCUCCGAAGCUCCGUCGCGUGCAGCAUAGUGUCCUCACAUAA
Messenger RNA from Emericellopsis cladophorae, 342 nucleotides. RefSeq lists its product as uncharacterized. Gene Ontology annotation, cellular component: membrane. Gene Ontology annotation, molecular function: carbohydrate:proton symporter activity. Gene Ontology annotation, biological process: carbohydrate transport; transmembrane transport. Bases 1 to 342 code for a protein of 113 amino acids. The transcript has 2 exons. The record is from RefSeq and is a predicted model, not a curated record. Lineage: Eukaryota; Fungi; Ascomycota; Sordariomycetes; Hypocreales; Bionectriaceae.